GAAAGCGGUGAGUGGUUUUGUGUGUAAUGUCAUUACAGUGUCAUUUUGAUGAUCAAGUGUCACUCUACUUGACUUGUGUGUGUCUGCAUGGAGCUUUUCCAUUAUUUGUGUGCACACAUGAGACCCUCUCGGUGCUGCAGUUCAACCUUAAAAACCACAUUACCUGACUCCUCACUCGGACGCCUCUGUCUUGCCACCUGCUUUUAUUUCUUGCGGUGCAGCCUUCAAAGCAAUAACAGGAUAAGCGCACCCCCCUUCCAAGCGCCACGCCAGGGCCUGAUGUAUGUCCUCUUACAAGGCCAGUGGGAGGGGAUUGUCAUCUCGGGUUUAAAAAGAUCUUAUUCCACUGCGCUUCACAUCACAGCGACGAUGAAAGUGCUGCUCAUUGUCCUCAUCCUCUCAGGUGUGGGACGGGCCUCCCCGGGCAAGGUGUGCAGUUACCAGGACGUCGUGGACCAUCUGAACCUAACCUCAAGGAACAGAGCUUUCCAGUUUACGCGGCCUGUCCUGGACCACACGCGUGCCACCCUGGUGGAGCUCAACAUCAUCCUGUACGCCAUCGUGGGCGUGAUUGAGAAAACACAAACCUUCAUUCCGUUACUCUGGACGAUGAUGUCUUGGACGGAUGAACGCAUUUCCUGGGACCCGGAUGAGUUUUGCGGGAUCACGGAAAUUUCCCUUCCCACUGACAUGCUGUGGAUCCCCGACAUCAUCAUCCUCGAGAUGGUGGAGAAAGACAACUCACAACACAACCCUUACAUGAUCGUCAAGCACAAUGGGACAGUCCUGCUGGAUCAGGACAUACGGGCGGUCAGCAUGUGCAUGAUGGACGUGUACAAGUUCCCCUUCGACACGCAGCGGUGCAACAUAUCGCUGGUCUCUGCAAUGUUUAAGUAUGAACAGCUGCGCGUCAUCCCGGUAGUGAACUCGUCGCGGGCUACCGACUCCACCAAAGCCAUGCUGCAUUCCCAGGGAGAGUGGGAGUUCCUCCAUUUGUCCGUGAGCAACAACAAUAUCAGCUUCAACGACCAAGUGUGGGAGAAGCUGGUGUACACGUUUGUCAUCAAGAGGCGACCCCUGCUGCAUGUCAUCAAUUUCCUGUUGCCCAUCUUCUUCUUCCUUUGCCUGGACCUGGCCUCCUACUUCAUCCCGGACCAGCAUGGGGAAAAAUUGGGCUUGAAGGUGACCAUGCUGCUCGCCAUCUCCGUGCUGCUCCUCAUCCUCAAUGACAUCCUGCCUUCCGUGUCGAACAAGACACCGCUUAUAGCCAUGUACUGCAUCGUCAUCUUCGCCCUGAUGCUACUCAGCCUCCUCGAGACCAUCAUGGUGACCUACCUGACUGAGGGGCCCUUGUUGGAGAAGCUGGCGAGGUGCGUCAGGAGCAAACGGAAGAAAGAUCCGACCGACAAGGCCGACACGGAAGACAUACAACAGACCAGAUCUGCGUGUCCAUCUGUGUCGAGCGGAGAGAAACCACACGAGCUGCUGCCUGUACCACAGGAGAUCAACAGCAGCACGCUGGGCGCUGAGUCUCGGCUGUUGCUGCUAGUCGUGGACGAGCUGAAGGAGCUGCAGCGGACGCUGAGCGUGCACCUGAGCUGCAAGAAAGACAGCGGGAAGUUUGCGCACUUGGCCAGCAAAAUCAACAAUGUCUUCUUCUUCUUCUACCUCACCGCUGUCACCCUCUUUCUUUCACUCCUGUACCUGGACUGGAAAAGUUAGAUGUCUCCAUUAACUGAACUUUUUAAAACAUGCAUUAACUCAUUAAUUCUCAACCACUGUGCUGCAGGAAAUUCCCUUUGCACUUCACAAACAUUUCAUUUUCAUGAACUGUUUUGUCUAUUUAUCUAUCUUCAACUAGAUGGCAGAAGGUACAAUCAACAUGUGUAUCCACUUUUUGCCAUGCAUGCAGCAGAAUAAUAGAUUUGCAUUCAACUAAACAAGCUGAGGUGGAAAAGAGGACGACUGGUUACCACACCCGCCUCACAGGUCAGAGGUUGUGAAUUUAAAUCUGGGCUACGGUCUUCCUGUGUGAAGUUGGCACGUUAUCCCCGUGCCUGCUUGGGUUUUCUCCGGUCCUCUGGUUGCCUCCCACUGGCUGGUGGACCAGUUCAGGGUGUAGCCCGCCUCUCGCCCGAAGUCAGCUGGGAUAGGCUCCAGCACGCCCGCAACCCUAGUGAGGAUAAGCAGUACUGAAAAUGGAUUGGGUGGUUGGAUAAACAGGCUGACAAUUCACAUUGCUGUUACAUUCCUUAUUGUAGUAUACUUAUAUACUUUUUGUGAUUUUGUUUGUGGUUUUUUUUGUUUAGUGGUGUGUUGUGAGAUUCUUCUAAUGUAAAAUAUGUCCCUUGGCUUAAUAAAGGUUGGGAAACUGCA
Phyllopteryx taeniolatus (common seadragon) is the source of this 2376-nucleotide messenger RNA. Its product is annotated as 5-hydroxytryptamine receptor 3A-like. The record is from RefSeq and is a predicted model, not a curated record. The transcript has 10 exons. Gene Ontology annotation, biological process: nervous system process; signal transduction; monoatomic ion transmembrane transport. Gene Ontology annotation, molecular function: neurotransmitter receptor activity; transmembrane signaling receptor activity; extracellular ligand-gated monoatomic ion channel activity. NCBI's taxonomy places the organism in Eukaryota, Metazoa, Chordata, Actinopteri, Syngnathiformes, Syngnathidae. Gene Ontology annotation, cellular component: synapse; membrane; neuron projection. Bases 88 to 1722 code for a protein of 544 amino acids.